Messenger RNA from Geodia barretti, 1892 nucleotides. Lineage: Eukaryota; Metazoa; Porifera; Demospongiae; Tetractinellida; Geodiidae. The record is from the annotation of a GenBank genome assembly.
UAGAGGAACAAGACGGCGUACUGUGUGGAGUGUGUUCCUUGUGCUCUCACUCUGACACUGUUCACUGGUCUCGUCCAGCUACUGCUUGGCCUCCUCAACCUAGGUAUAGUCAUAAUGCAUUAUUUAGAGGAACAAGACGGCGUACUGUGUGGAGUGUGUUCCUUGUGCUCUCACUCUGACACUGUUCACUGGUCUCGUCCAGCUACUGCUUGGCCUCCUCAACCUAGGUUUCCUGGUGGACUUUAUUCCUCUGCCAAUCAUCAGUGGAUUCACCUCUGCGGCUGCCAUCACUAUUGCUGUUGGACAAAUACAUUCGUUUGUAGGGAUAAGUCACAAUGUCAGGAGAGUCUUCUUUCUAACUAUCUACGACCUCUGUCACUACGUCACUGAAGUCAAGCCAGGAGAUAUUGUGUUUGGCAUGAUCUGCAUUGCACUGGUUGUGUUCCUAAAGUACUUCAAGGUCCAUAUUGAGCAUCUGAGAAAGACACAAGACCAGACAUCGGCUGGGAGAGUGGCACUCAAGUUUCUGUGGCUCGUGUGUACAGCUCGCAAUGCGGUGGUGGUAAUGACAGGGGCACUGGUGGGGUACACCCUCACCACUCAGGCCUGGUUCAGCGGCCAGCUGACCCUCAUAUCCACAGAGAGAUUCCCUCUUCCUCACCCCCAACCUCCCAACGUCACCCUGCACAGUGUUAAGGAGAUUGGCAUUGGAAUUGUUGUGGCCCCUUUCAUUAGCUUCCUGGAGAGUAUCGCCAUUGCCAAGGCUUUUGCUCGGAAAGAUGGCUAUAAGGUGGAACCUAGUCAGGAACUAGUGGCUAUUGGUUUUGCCAAUGUGGUGAGCUCCUUUUUCAGCUCAUAUCCAGUCACUGGCAGCUUUUCCAGGACAGCUGUCAAUAAUCAGAGUGGAGUCCGCACCCCAGCCGCAGGUAUUAUCACUGGUUCAGUGGUGCUACUGGCCAUAGCUGUCCUCAGCCAGUUCUUCCACUACAUCCCCAAGACCUCUCUGUCUGCCAUCAUUAUUGCCGCUGUACUGCCCAUGGUGGACGUCAGAAUCCUCUACAGAAUAUUCAAGAUCAGAGCUCUUGAUGACCUACCACUCAUUGUGGCCUUCCUGUUCACACUCAUCCUGGGCAUUGAGUAUGGUGUUCCGAUGGCUGUGGUGGUAUAUGUGGCCAUUCUGCUCUACAGAAAGGCCAGGCCAAGACAUGAGCUGAAGUUAUACCCUGGAGUAAUAUGUGUGGUGUUCAACGGAGGUUGGAAUUACCCCGGAGUGGAGUACAUCUGGAGGAGAAUCACCUCGGAGAUCGCUACUGCCCCCAAUCCACCUUAUUCCAUGAGGAAGACAUCACUGGUCAUACUGGAUUGUUCUGCAAUGCCUGAAAUGGACUUCACAAUAGUACAGGCGCUGAAAGACGAGUGCUCAGAUCUGCAAAAGAAGAAUAUCCAAUGUGUACUAGUCAACUGCCAGCCACAGGUGCUAAAGAUAGUAGAGCGUGCAGCCAUUAAGAACCUGCAGUUGAAGACAACUAUGCGAGAGGCAAUGGAACUAGCCAGUGAAGGUGAAGAAAGCAUGGAAGUGAUAGUGUCAACAAACUCUACUGGGCCUACCAAAUCACAGACCUGAAAAACUGCACACAUGGGUAAGCCUUGGGGUUAGUUUUUCCAGGAAAGAUAGAGCUGUUCAUUCUUGGUUCACAUGUCUGUGGUUACCCACUGAAGCAUGCAAGUAACACUACAGUUCCCUUGACUUAUUCCUCCAGAGCACUUAGAGAAUUUUUAUCGGUUAGUCAGGGUUGCCUACCUGUGUGGGAUUUUUCUAUUUAUUUCUGUGGUGGCCACUGCACCUACCGUAAUGUGUGUUCUGUGUGAUUCUAAAUACACCCGAAAUUGAA